UUCGAGAUAGUCGCACCUAUAGGUUCUGCCAGCCAAAUCUUCGAAGCGACAUGGCAGAUAGCCAACGAAUCUUCUAACUUCACCGCAUCUCUGCAAACGAAGCUGCAAGCGCUAGGCUUAGGAACUGAUGGAACUUUAGUAACCGUUGCAUCACCAGAAAUCCAGAUUGUUACUGCAACCAUGACAACGGUGAGCGUGACCUCGACCAGCAUGACGGCGACCAGCAGAACGGCGACCAGCACAAUGUCGACCAGCACCAUUACCACGUCCACUGGCACCACGACCAGCAUUACCAGCAUUACCAGCGUGACCACAUUAAGCACGAGCAGCUCCACUGAAUCCAGCACCACUACCCUGACCAACACCAACACCAUCACCGCAUCCAGCAUGACCAGCCCCACUACCGGGCACACCACUACUUUCGCCACUAUGUCCACGACCAGCACCACAAGUGUGACUGCAUCCAGCAUGACCAGCACGACUACCGGGCACACCACUUCAAUGUCCAGCACCACCACUCUGACAACUGCCACCGCGUCCAGCAGCACUGCCCCGACCACUGCCACCGCGUCCAGCUCGACAACGCGGACGUCUUCCACCGCGUCCAGCAGCACUACCCCGACUACGACCACCGAGACCUUCACCGCAACUGGGACUACGACGACCAAGACGUACAGCGAGACAGGGACUACGACAAGCGAGACCUAUAGCACGACCUCGUCUUCCAGCACGACCGCCCCUUUGACGUCCCAGGCCUCAAGUUCGACACUUCAUUCCACUACAACCACAGGCACCACAACCGCUACCGCGACCGCUACCCCACAGCGGUGGUCCGAGGUCCGGGGCACCCUCGUGCUCACAUUCGGCACCAACGUCUCCUCUGCCGAUGCAGCGGCCGCUGCUCAGAGCGCUAUCUCGCUGUAUUUGGAUAUGUCGGAGUCGCUGGUCACCGCCGACUCUGUAACCGUCAGUCAAGCGGGCACAUCUGGCAGUCGACGGGGUGCGAGAGCGCUCAGCAGCAUCACCUUCUCUUACGCAGUUGCUUACAUUGUCGCCGUGGCGGGCUCCGAUGCGUCAAGAGAGCAAACUCUCCUGGCUGCGCUGCACAAUGACACCAGCGUCAUCGCUUCGACGCUACAGGCGGUGUUGGAAGAAAUGGGCCUGCCCAGUGUAACCUCACUGCUUGCGACUGAGCCAGAAGUUCUUGUGUGGUUUCUUACGACGGCGACACAAACGUCAACCGCUGGAAUGGCAUGCUACGCGGACUCGGUGCCAGACGCGUGGGACGUGAUCGAUAGCUCUUCGUGCGUCGGCACUGCAAGCGGUUCGAGCUGCUCGCCAGUAUGCAACGAGUCGUACGAAUUGAUCGAGCCAAUCAAGUGCACCAAUGGCCAGUUUGACGAACUCCCACUGAUCUGCAUACACUCUCGGCACGCAGAGGCGCUAGAGCUUACCGAUGUCUUUGUCGUUGAGAUGGCAAUCGCCACCAAUGAAUCCGAUUCGGGCCUGACUGCCGACUGGGCCCGCAGUGCAGGAAUCGAGGCCGCCAUCAAGAGCACACUUGCCAAACUCUUGGGCCUGCUUCAGGGCCAGAUCUUCCUCAAGGGGCAGGAGGAGCUGAGCCCCGGCUGGGCCCCUGCCACUCCCACGAGGCGCCUGGCGUCCUUGCACGGGCUCUCCUUCGAGGCCGUGCUGCAGCCCUACCCGAUUGACAGCCUGACAGACCUGGAGGAUGGGCUCCUCGGCCUCGGCGUGGGCGACUUCAUCGGCGAGCUGCAGGCUGCCCUGGAGGCGGCCGGCAGCGGCGCCCCGCCGGGCCUCUCCACCGCCACGCUCCUCGCCGGGGCGCCGACGUCCGCUCGCUUCACCCUCCCCGUGGCGCGGUGGGUGGCCCGCACGCCCUGGUCGACGUGCAGCAACACGUGCGGCGCGGGGGAGCGCACCCGCACCGUGGACUGCGUCGGGGCGUGGGGCAGCGACGCCGUCGAGCUGUGCAGCGCGAGCGCCGCGCCGGGAGCCAGCGGCGUGGCCAGCUCCGAGGCGUGCGAGCAGUACGUCGGGUGCCCGUGCGACUGGAGCUGCCCGAGCGGCCCGGAUCCCGUGACCUGCGAGGGCUGCGAGGCGCAGGCGUCGAGAGUUGCCAUUGCGAUCGUUGUCACUUUCGUCUUCUGUGCUUGCCUGCUCGGCUGGCUCGUCCGGAGGAGGAGGUAUCCCAGCAGCCGUGGCUCAAACCUCCACUGGACGAGGGACGAGGGAAUCGUCGACGGAGACGCGGACACGCGCAAGAAGGGGCAGGUGCCAGGCUGUGCCACCCUGACGCCCCGUGGUGGCCAGGGCGCUCCGGUCGGACCAGUGGACCUGGAUUUCGGUGGCACGGUUGACUUCGAGUUGCAGAUCGGGGUGAGGACCACCGCCCAGGACUCGCUGCUGGUCGGGCGGCUCCCCCGCCGGGGCGGCGCGGCUCGCGGGGGCGGGGCGAAGGCCCUCGUGAUCCGGCAGGGCCUCGCGGCAUGGCAGGUCGGCGAGGACUGCAUCAGCGGGAAGACGUAUCUCGCGGAUGGCGAGAAGCAUGUGAUCUCGGUCUCGUACAGCAGGAAGGAGGACCAGUACGUCCCCAAGGUCGACGGCCAGGAGGACGCCCGGGGGCUCCACCGCGUCGCAGACCAUCCUGGCGACAGCCUCGUGCUCGGUACCGCAAGCGCCCCAAGAAAUGGUGUGUCCAAUGCGAUCAGCCCUCUCCUCGAGAAGCUGCGCAGCGCUGGUGUCAAGGUGAGUCCUGUGGAAGGGAAUGCAGAGCAGCCUCUCUUUGACGGCGAUGUCGACUGCCUCACUUGGAGGGAGCAACAGAAGAAGCACGGCCGCAUGGUGUGGAUGACUUAUGAUUUGAACAUCGAGACCGAGGAUGCGGUCGCAGAGAGGAUAACAACUCAGAUUGGCGACAAUGGUUCCAAAACGGUCACGUUCGACACGGGGUCGGCAACCAGCACAACCCUGCAGCUUUGCCACAAGGGGCAGUCGGUGGAAUAUUGGUCAGAGAGUAAACAAACAUGGCUGCCGGCCAAGAUCCUCUGUGUCAAUGGCACGCAUUACGACAAGGCCCUGAAGGUUAAUGCGUUCAGCUACGAAGUACAGCUGGGUGGGACCGGACAGACGGUGCAGAACGUGGACGUGAGAGACUUGCGUAUGCCUCUCGUCGAGGGCGAAUCGGUGAGCGUCUUCUCCCAGAAAUUCGGCGGUUGGUUCCCAGCCCGAGUUCACGGGUCGAGGCACGGUGGGCAUUCCGGGCUCGUUCACGACGUCAGGCUGGAGAGCGCGUUCGACGAGCACGAGGAGCUGCAGGCGUACGUCAUGUCUGAGCUCCAGGCGGACCUCGAGAGGUUCGCCGGCCCUGCGACGCAGGGCGGGGUACUGCCAGCACUGAGGGACAUUCCAUCAAAGCUCUUGAGAAGGCGCUACGACAGGGGGGUCCGCGUUCGCCUCUACAGGAACCCCGACGUGGGUUUCGUGGAGGCCGAGGUCGUCGGGGAGGAGGAGGGGGCGGGGCCGGAGGCAGAGGCAGAAGGCAUCGACGCCACCCAGGGCACGAGUUCCGUUCCGAAGCGGUUCAGCGCUGCCGACCAGCGCUACGCCACGGUCUUGGUGCGGCGCGUCGGCGCAGGCGGCGGCUCCCAGGGCGACGGCGGGCUGUUCGGGGCCGACGGGCUCGAAGAGGUGAUGAAGGUGCCAGACUACGUGCUGCGCCACCCCACAGCAGACGACGCGUCGGUGGGCGAUACUACUUGGUCCAUUUGAUGAGUUUCUCCCAGGCUUCUGCUUCAAUGGCAGGCAUAAGAACGGCCAUGAACACUGCCCACUCGCGCAGAUUCGGCCAGCGCCCUGGCCUGCCAGGGCGAGCUGGCACAGAGCUCGCCUAAUUAGGUUUUAGGCUGCUUUUUUGUGCAGACUCAGAAUCCACUAUAAACGGCUUGGAAUAGCCCAAUCAAACAUCGCAUACAUGGUGUGGCAUUGCAUAUUGUCAUAACUACCUUCAGCAGAGAUUACAUAUGAGCUCAUCGGCCUGCCCCCAGUCUUCCCAGGGAGCUCAACGCACCAGUGCAUGAUAUUUUCAACAAUCCGAAUUGCAACGACUUCGAAGGCAGGUCUUUCUUGGUAGCUGCUUAUUUAGCUGCCCAGCGUGUCUCACGGCCAGCAUCUCGCGGUUUCGAGUAUGACGUCUCGAUUGCGAGCUGGACGGCACUCGACCGGCUUUUGGCCAGAGUCCCACCUUGGCUCUGGCCCCUUUUUUUGUGUCGCUGCACGAGCAGGGCGCAGGCCUGGCCGAGAAGCACAGAUCUCGGCGUGGACUGAACGAGGACGCUCGGCUCAUCCGAGUCGCGGGGACCAGUGCAGAGCCAGCCUCAGAGGGGGGGGCACGCAGGUUACAGCGGCCGCGCAUGCCCAGAAGGAGUCGAGGGAGGACCCUCGGACGCGAGCAAGGAGCGCGCGAAGCGUGAGUCGACUCGGACGCGUAUCUGGUGCCGAGGGCCUUUCCGCUUCUGUGUCACGCAGAUUUCGACAUGUCUGUACGUGACAGCGGUAUUUAAGUAGAUCAGGGCUACUGCUGCAUCCCG
Molecule: messenger RNA, 4610 nt
Organism: Prorocentrum cordatum
Lineage: Eukaryota; Dinophyceae; Prorocentrales; Prorocentraceae
Source: the annotation of a GenBank genome assembly